AUGCUGGGCUGGAGAGUGGCAAGAGCACAUUUCAUCCUGGCUGUGAUGUUGAUGCUGUGGAGCUCAGGAAAAGUGUUCUCAGUGGAUGUAGCAACAGAGAUCUUUGAUUCUGGAGUCAUGAAUGGACAGUCACAGCCCACAACUGGGGGAGAGAAAUCAGCUACUGAUUUGGCAGCAAAACUCUUGCUUCUUGAUGAACUCGUGUCCCUGGAGAAUGAUGUGAUUGAGACAAAGAAGAAAAGGAGCUUCUCUGGGUUUGGAUCUCCACUGGACAGACUCUCAGCAGGCUCUGUAGAUCAUAAAGGUAAACAGAGAAAAGUAGUAGAUCAUCCUAAAAGACGAUUUGGUAUCCCUGUAGAUAGAAUUGGUGGGAACCGGCUUUCAAAUUCCAGAGGUUAA
Molecule: messenger RNA, 399 nt
Organism: Elephantulus edwardii (Cape elephant shrew)
Lineage: Eukaryota; Metazoa; Chordata; Mammalia; Macroscelidea; Macroscelididae
Product: osteocrin-like
Exons: 3
Coding region: 1-399 (132 amino acids)
Biological process (GO): hormone-mediated signaling pathway
Molecular function (GO): signaling receptor binding
Source: RefSeq, a predicted model, not a curated record